GCAGCGGUGCCGGGCCCUCUCGCGUCUUCUGUAGGUAGCCGGCCUUCAGCUCCUGAACCCGGAAGGCCGAUCAGGAGCCGUGGGGCGGCCGAGCGCCGGGACCCUAUGCGGCCCGCCAUGGGCCCGCGCCGCCGGAGCCGCAAGCCCGAGGCCCCAACGAGACGCCCCGCGAGUCCGCCCCCCGGUACUCCGCGGCUGGGAGCCUCCCGAGGUUCUUCCUCACAGCGGCGGAGAAAUGUCUGGCUUAAGCAGAUCAAAAUGCUGCAGAAGAGUACAGACCUCUUGAUAAGGAAGCGCCCCUUCAGCCGCCUGACAAGAGAAAUAUGUAUGAAAUUCACACGCGGAGUGGACUUCAGUUGGCAAGCCCAGGCCCUGUUGGCCCUUCAAGAGGCAGCAGAAGCAUUUUUAGUUCACCUCUUUGAGGAUGCCUACCUUCUCUCCUUACACGCUGGGCGAGUCACUCUCUUCCCCAAGGAUGUGCAACUGGCCAGGAGGAUCCGCGGCAUUGAGGAAGGACUAGGCUGAGCUCCUGCAACGGUGUCUCUGGAUGUUACCUGGGACUCUCAGGAGCUGCAACUAGACCCAGUGGUGUCUGAGGUGCUACCUGGAUUUUGCUGUCUCUGAGCAGUGUGUGCAUGUUGCCCUUUAAAUUUUCUUUAUGAAGGAGAAGACUGCGUGUUUCCUCUGUAGCAGAGGUAUUAUAGGAGACAAUCAACACCGUUACAAAGACCUGAAAAGACUUAGUUGGUGUUUCUCAUAUGACUCUUAAAGGAUUUUGAAGACAUCAGAUCUGCCAUGUGAUAGGAAAAGAAUAUUUACUUAUUAUUUUAGAUCAUUCUAUACUACAUGCAUUUUUUACCAUGAGUAUAUUUGUACUUUUAUUGAAAAUGUAAGGGAAAAAUAAAAGAACACUGCCAUCUAUUGUA
Molecule: messenger RNA, 926 nt
Organism: Sciurus carolinensis (gray squirrel)
Lineage: Eukaryota; Metazoa; Chordata; Mammalia; Rodentia; Sciuridae
Gene: Cenpa
Product: centromere protein A
Exons: 5
Coding region: 106-525 (139 amino acids)
Cellular component (GO): nucleosome
Molecular function (GO): structural constituent of chromatin; protein heterodimerization activity; DNA binding
Source: RefSeq, a predicted model, not a curated record